Messenger RNA from Scleropages formosus (Asian bonytongue), 3292 nucleotides. It is a transcript of the gene ctxn3, whose product is annotated as cortexin 3. Lineage: Eukaryota; Metazoa; Chordata; Actinopteri; Osteoglossiformes; Osteoglossidae. The record is from RefSeq and is a predicted model, not a curated record. The transcript is spliced from 3 exons. The coding region runs from base 350 to 739 and encodes 129 amino acids.
CUGCCGGGCAGGGGUAAAGGGAGGCGCGAGGCGCAUCCGCGCGCGCCCGAAGCCGCACGCGAGGGCUGCGAGAGGAGUCCGUUGUCGACGCCUCAAAAUAAAAUAGCGCUCAAAUUUCCCGUCCGCAAUGUGUUGUGAAGAAGAAGAAGGAGACGAAGACUGAGCUGCGGUUUGCUGCGUGCCGUCUCCUCCCGCUUCUUUUUUUUUCCUCCCGCUUCUCUUUUUCACCCACCCGCUGUCUCUCUCUCUCUCUCUGCCUCUGCCUGUCCCUGUGCUGACGCUGAGGGGGCGAGCAGGGGACGCUGAAGAGAAUGGGCGAAUCCCCGAGGUUUGCCUUCUAACUCUGGACAUGGAUCCGUCUUUCUCACGGGGAGAUAAAGAGCCAGUUGAUGCAGACUAUCAUGACAAUGAGGUCCACCUGGAGGAGCUGGGGCGGGGCAGAGUGAGGAUGCGAGAGCCCGUCCUGUGGGAGCACCCUCUGCAGUUCUCCUGGAUGAUGGAGGGGGAGCCCUUCACCUCUACGCUGCUCCAGGCGGGGGGCUCCGUGGCUGACGCCGGCAUGACACUGGAGCAGAAGACCACCUUUGCCUUUGUCAUCUUCCUCUUCGUCUUCCUGGGCAUCCUGAUCGUGCGCUGCUUCCGCAUUCUUCUGGACCCCUACCGCAGCAUGCCCACCUCGACCUGGGCCGAUGGCCUUGAUGGGCUGGAGAAAGGCCAGUUUGACUACACCCUGGCAUGAUGCAGCCAUUCAGCAGCUGACACACCACACGUGGAAAACACUUUGAUUUAUCCCAAGAGGCUGGAUAUUGUUUACAUGGAAGGCAGAAAACGCUGAUGUCUGCCGUGGGACAGACACUGCUGUGGUCUCCCUCAGUGCCGCUGGGAGACUCUCCCAGCUCAUACAGGGUAGUUCUCCUCUUCCUAAUACCUCACAGCUUGUUCAGUGACGCUACGUGAUCUCUCGUGCUGCUAUGUGAAGUCACACUGCUGUAGGUACGCCAUCCUCAAGCUCAAGAACAUCUGAAAGACUCACCAGCAUAGGCAAAAUCGACAGACUUAUGGUUGAGCAUUGCCAGAGAAAAACUGGGAAAUCUGUGCUUAGUUGGUUGAGUGGCUAUGAAAUUGGAUUAACCAUGAAGGCCAUUUGGUUAACUAAUCCAAACCAUACUACUGCUUUGACCUGCUAUCCAGUUGCAGUGUUUCUCCCUUUCAGUCUGGGACCAUUAUACAUUGAGAAUCAGCACCUGGGUUCUUAUGUACCAUUAGUGUAAAGUAGUAACAUGUGUGUUAUAGAUCCACUGCACAACAGGGGUGAAACCUGUAUAAAUGUCUUCACUGGCAAAUGGGGGAAUGUAUACAGUGAUUAUUUGCACUGUCAGAAUAUAGUUAAAACAUUGUUUUCUGCAGUCAGGAAAAAAAGGCCAGUUACAGUAUGCUCAUACCUUGUUUAGCCUAACACGAAGCUUGAAGUAGAAGCAGAAAUAGAAGUGCGUUACACUUGACCUUAAAUGCUACCAGUUGUGUGCUAACAGUACUGUUCUGUUCAUUCCAGUGGUCCAGGAAACGGAUGUAGUUGUUUACCUCACCUCGGAGGGUCUUGGCAUUUUAAGUCGUUCGCUAGGAGGUGGGAGGCAUCAGCUCCGUAUCGCGCUGCAGCCUGCUUGCGUUGACGGAAGACUGUUACGAACUGCUGCACUUGACACGAAGCUCCAGCGAGUUGUACGGUGUUUGUGGUGCUUGUCAACUUAUCAAAUGUCAGUUUAAAGUUUGACGCCAUCAGCAGCUCAGUGACAGUGGUCAUCAAACCUCUGUGGGUGUGUGGGCUCUCUAUCGUCCUUCACACUUCCCAGCGUCGGUGGUUUCACAGGAUUCAAUUAAAGCCGCCAUUUUUCGAGAAUCACUACGAUCCAUCAAAUCAGCUGUCAGUUAAGCAAACAUAGCUGGAGUGUGUGAUGCAGUUAUCUGUCUGCUGCCUGCUAAUGCUACAGGGUGAUCAGCUUGACUCCCGGUGUACGUUAUUCCUUGUAGAAUACCUGACCUUUACGUUAAAGAAAGACCUGCACUAGACCUUGUAUCGACCAGGGCGGGCAAUGCCCAAGGAGCCAUUUUUCAUGUGACUGCAGGCUUUCCCGUUCUUAUUAUUUUCCAGCUAUCGGUUCAUAUCUUUCGAUUUUGUGAUUACAUUGCACUAUUAGCCACUGCUUAAAAAUAGCCACGGGGGAAAAAUGACUCCCAUUGACUGGGGUAUUAGGAACCAUUAUAAAUGGAGUCUGACAUUGUCCACAUGCUGAUAUGAGCCAUGGCCUGUGUGUAAGCUACGCACUUCAGAGUCACAAAACAAGACGGUUGCUUUAAUAGAUCAUUAAUAGGACCGCAGCGCAAAUGUAACAGGAAAAUAGGUGCGCCGUUUACAUAAUGGGUUUUGGUGGAGCCAGGCUUCCUGAUGCGCAUUUAAUGCAGCAAAGACUGUUUGCACUUUUUAAGGCACUGUAAAUCACCUCAUUGUGAACUUUUCCUCUUCCUCUCCGGGCUUUGCUUUGUACAUAGUGGUCGCAAAUACGGACACAGGAAACGCAGUGAAGCGCAACGUCUGAAGCGCUCGUUCCAGAGCUGUUCCGUCUCCUUUUUCUGUCAGGAGACUCGGCUAUUUUGAGCACAAUCUCCUUGUCAAGGACAAACCGAAGCGAUCCAACAAAUUCCUAUAUAGCGAGUGGUUAUUGAUAUGUUUUUUUUUUAAAAAAUAAAAGUUAUGGAUGACAGAAACUGACUCUCAUUAGCUAGAGAGCCUUAAACCAACUUUUAAUAGAGAGACAGGAAUGAGAAAAACUGUGUUAUGUGAUAUGUUUUGCAGGUUUUAGAAUAAAAAUAGUCUGAAUCCCAAAGAGUUGUCGUACCACUUGUGCCAAUUCACCCCCCACCCCCCAUCACCAUCUCGAUUGAUCAGACAAACGAAUAAACAAACUGAUUUAGUGAACUGCCACUGGAUUGGGACAGGUAUGGGAUUUGCACAGGCACCACGUUGCUCUAAACUGUGAUUGCUGAGAUUGUAAUAUGACCUGCCAACUGUUCAAGAACAAAGCCUUCUCAUCGCUAUGAAUGAGGGAUAUUGCCUUUAAGUGCUGUGAAUUACAAUUCAUAAUUCUCUGUUUUAGUAGACUAAUUAUGUAAACUAACAGAACUAACUGGUAAGUAAACAGUACUGCAAUAUAUUCAUAGGAAUUAUGUAGUUAUUAAACUACAAAGAAAUGAAACAUGUAAUGAGCUACCACCUUGUAAAUUGUAACCAUCCAUU